UGGAGUAAACUGACAGAUAAGUAUAUGUGACACAUCACGCAUAUUUUGAUUUAAUCUAAAUAUAUAGACAUUUGAAUUAUUUAAUGAGUGGUGGAUUACGACAAGAAUUUCGAUGACAUUGAAUCUUGAUGAUAAAAUUAUUAUGUUAUGAUUAAAAAGUAUAUAUAGUGUUUCAAUCUGAAAGAUUGUCAAUAUGAUUGAAAUUACGGCAAAACUCGUUCGAGGCCCUGUGUAUUUUUCCGGAGAGAUUGUAGAAUGUUUGGUGACGUUUACUAAUCCUCCGAACCCAAAUCAUCAAAUAUCACAAAGUCACAGUGAUCUAUUCGAGAGCCUUGCAUGGGCGAGUGCACAAGUCCAUUGUCAAUGUACAACGAACAGCAAAAUGGUACUUUCAGAGAAAAUAAAUACUGCAGCUCGCUCAGUAGCAAUUAACGCAAAUACCACCUUUGCACCAUGGCAACAGGACAAUGGACAUGUAGUGCUGAAUACAAAGCCGAAAAUCUUAUGUUGUGAUUUAAGACUGUCACCUGGAGAAAGUAAGACUUAUAUUUAUCGUGAAACAAUACCAAGUGACGCUCCACCUUCAUACAGAGGACAAGCUGUAAAAUAUUCUUAUAAGAUUACAAUUGGAACACAAAGAGUGAAUACAGUUAUAAAAUUGUUACGAGUACCAUUCAGAGUACUUUCUUUAAGUGAAUUACCAGAGAUAACAGCAUGCAAUGAUAGUGUGGAUCUGAGUCCGAACAAUCCAUUUAUGGAAACACAACAUAGGGAAACUCCACUAGAUAUUGCUCUACAAACAUUGCAGAAUUUAACAGCCAGACGCAGUCCAAACUUUUACAAUGUGACAAACGGCCGCGGACGCGUAGUACGAUUUUGCCUCUUUAAGAAUUCCUACAAACUCGGUGAGGACAUUGUUGGAACCUUCGACUUUUCGAAUGCGACUGUAUCCUGCGUUCAGGUAUCCGUGUCUCUACAGUCAGAAGAGCACGUGUCGGAGGAGUACAAACGGGGGAAGAUCGCAACGCCGACAUUGAUCAGCUACAACAAGCAUCACGAAAUGUGUCUCGGUCUCAAGUAUUCACACCUGGUGCUACCGAUACCUUUGCACGUUACGCCAGAUUUUACUACCAAUUUGGUGACACUCAAGUGGCGAUUGCAUUUCGAGUUCGUCACAACGCCGAAACUGAUGGAUAUGCCCAAUGAGAAUACUAUAAGUUGGCAUGGACCGUCGACUCUGGAUGUCGAAACGAUGAUUUGGGAUCUUCCGUUGCACAUUCAUCCGACCACUACUCCACCGAAUAUGCCGCAACAGACGAAAUACAACACCAUCAUAUAGGAAUGCGACUGAACGAUGCGCAGUAUUUUCGAUUGCCUUUGCCGCACACGCGUAAGAAGAUGACGAUAAUACGUGUAAUGCCGCACAUCGUAGACAUGAAUUGCUCUUAUAUAAUUCAGAAUUCGACUACGAGUCCGAAUGCCGGACUUGAAAUAACGUCUCGAUGUCGCGGCAAGACUUUGGAAUCGAAACAGAGUUCUGUCGAAAUAGCGCUCGUGACAUGCAACGGCUUCGAAAGCAUUGAUCAAAGUAAGAACUAAAUUCAUAAAUUGACAUUGUGUAUAUUAAUAAAUUGAUAUAUAAUACAUUCGAUAAAUUAAUUGUUGUACAAAAUAAAUUAAUGUUAAUUGACAUGGACACGAUUAUAAUAAGAUGUUUAAAAUGUCCAUAUUCAAAGUUAAGGAAGGACGUCAGGACAUUUGCAUAGAGACCGAAGCUAUCAAGGUUUCCAACAAUUCAUCGUUCUUAACGUGGCAAAAAGAUAGUCUAUCGAUGGUUCCGAACGAUUCCAAGAAAUUCGCAGAUUUUCCGCAAGUCGAAGAUGAUUGUCGGGAAAUCAUAUGGAAUUCGGAAGAAUUGCGAAACCAGGUGGAGCGC
Acromyrmex echinatior (Panamanian leafcutter ant) is the source of this 1936-nucleotide messenger RNA. RefSeq names its product RAB6A-GEF complex partner protein 2. The record is from RefSeq and is a predicted model, not a curated record. Lineage: Eukaryota; Metazoa; Arthropoda; Insecta; Hymenoptera; Formicidae.